Molecule: messenger RNA, 1030 nt
Organism: Racocetra fulgida
Lineage: Eukaryota; Fungi; Glomeromycota; Glomeromycetes; Diversisporales; Gigasporaceae
Source: the annotation of a GenBank genome assembly
AAUACUGACAAGUCCGUAAAACAAUGGAUGGCUUUAUUUAUCAAGUUUCGUAACUUACAUGGAUACUCUCAAGAAAUCAUCGAACUAGAUAAUAAUACAUUAUCGGAUCAAUUAAAACAAUUUUUAGUUGAAGUUCGUAAGUCGAAUGGUCAGGAAUAUAAAGCCUCUUCACUUUAUACUGGAUUUUCUGCUAUUGCACAAGGAAUAUCUGAAACUUUUAAAGAAGUACGAGUUGUAAACAUAUUUGACAAGCACCAGUUUAGAAGUUUACAUCGCACAUUGGAUGGUCGUAUGAAAUCAAUCGUUGAAAAAGGAAACAAGAAUCGUAAACAAUCAGAUCCAUUGGAAACUGAAGAGAUUAAAUUUUUACUUGACUCACCUGUUACAACAAUUAAUACUCCUAAAGGCGGUGAUGCUAAGCGAUUAAAAGCAUCUUGGAUUAAAGAAUUAGACAAUGGAGGAAUGCAACUCGAGUUACCUAAAGAAAAAAAUCAUGCUGGUGGGGUUAAAGAUCCGUACGCAGAAGCUGGCAUUAGUUUUAUUCCUCCUGAUUCUUUAGGAAAUGCAUAUACACCGGUCGCUGAUAUUAAAAGAUAUUUAUUAAGACGUCCAAAUAAUGUUGAAGAUGAUUAUUUUUUUGUCUCAAUUAAUGUUCCAAAAAAAGUUUACCGUGGUGAAUGGUAUUUGCCAACAAAACUAGGAAAGUGCUCUCAUGAUGCAAUGAUGCAUUCAAUAUGUGAGGAGGCUAAAUUGGAUUUUAAGGGUCGUAAUAUUACUAAUCAUUCGAUGAGAUCAACAGGUAUUCAUAGUCUGGUUGAAUCUGGUGUGACACUUGAUGAGCAGAUGCUUUUCUCACGACAUAAAACAAUCGCAGGAGUAUCAGCUUAUCAACAUCAAUCUAUGAAACGUAAAAUAGAUAAUGUUUCUCGUUUAAUUCCUACUGAAGAAACAGCGUCUGAUUUACUCUCAACCACGUUAAAUAAGAAAACCAAAACAUCUGAAGAUAGAGAAUUAGAUGACCAAAAACCAA